Synchytrium microbalum is the source of this 669-nucleotide messenger RNA. RefSeq lists its product as uncharacterized. The record is from RefSeq and is a predicted model, not a curated record. The coding region runs from base 1 to 669 and encodes 222 amino acids. Gene Ontology annotation, molecular function: double-stranded DNA binding. The transcript is spliced from 5 exons. Gene Ontology annotation, cellular component: nucleus. Gene Ontology annotation, biological process: DNA damage response; DNA replication. NCBI's taxonomy places the organism in Eukaryota, Fungi, Chytridiomycota, Chytridiomycetes, Synchytriales, Synchytriaceae.
AUGCAGCUAUUUGCUGAUAAUCCAAAUUCAUUCUUGGAAAACUACUCGAAACAAUUCUUGGACGACUUUCUGAAACUCUUGUCAAGGAGGUAUAACUCACGACGAGUCCAUGCCAAUCUCGUCUAUCAGGAAUACAUCUCAGAUCGCGAACAUCUUCACAUGAAUGCUACACGAUGGAACUCUUUAGGCGCUUUUGUACAAUACUUGGGUCGUGAAUCUAUAUGUGAAGUCGACGAGACAGAAAAGGGCUGGUUUAUAAAAUGGAUUGAUCGAUCACCUGAAAAUCUGGCACGACAAGAAGCCAUUCAGAAGAAGGAACGAGGAGAAAAGUCAGAUGCUGAGCGAGAACAAAAGAUGCUGGAUGAACAGAUUGAGAAGGUUGCUGCCGUCACUAAUGCCUCAGAAGCUCAAUACACCGAACUGCAACGAGACUCGGAAGAAGAAAAGAUCAAAUUGAAUCUCAAUCUUAAGGUUGGUUUUGCCAAACCGCUAUUCAAGAAACCGGAACCAAAGAAGAUGAAUGCUUUGGCCAUGGCUUCCAAAAAGUCGGUCGACGCCUCUGCAUCAAAAGUUUUGUCGUCUUCAGCUCCUCUGUUAGGUAAAAGGAUGAGUGAAGUCGAAGCUUUGAUCAAUGAGGAUAGGUUGAAGAAACAGAGAAUGGAGGCUUGA